AUGGCCGGGAAGAUCGAAGAUACCUCCGAUGGCAAAAGCGUGCAACAACUCUUGCGUGAGAAGAACCAUCUCUUUCUGGGAGAUCCUUCCAAGACUAACAUGAGAGACGGCUAUAAUGGUGAAAUGGCUGUGGACCUUAUUGUUUUCGCAUCACCGACCUAUCGGGAGCCAGCAAUUUUAGUGGUAAUCGCAAAUCCAGACACAGAUAGCGAGUUGCAGAGGGUGCUCAAGUGUUUGCAAGCGAGAAAUCACGAUGUUUUCGUAGUAAAGCAGCCUGUUGAUGGCAGUGGUCUAUUUGACUCUGCAGAGUCAAUAGUUAAUAACACUCAACGUUUAGUUGGAGGAGCGCACAGCAUGCCGAAUUGCCGUUGCAGAUCUUAUUAG
Messenger RNA from Microthlaspi erraticum, 384 nucleotides. The record is from the annotation of a GenBank genome assembly. NCBI's taxonomy places the organism in Eukaryota, Viridiplantae, Streptophyta, Magnoliopsida, Brassicales, Brassicaceae.